GGCUGAAACCGUCUAAAAUCCUAAAAGACCGAGAUGCGCGGGCGAUUUUGCUUCAGUUCUUCUUCUUCCUCAAAACUCACUCUAUUUUCACUUCUCAAACAAAAAUCAAAGCGAAAAAUUUUAAAACCCUAGAAUCUUUCUCAGCAAAAAAAUGGGGAAUUAUUUUAAUAAAGAACCGCCGCCGCCGGUGGUUCUCGUUCCUCCUCUCUUCGAUUUUCCUCCUCUCGCCGCCCGUACCAGGAUGUUGGAAAGUUCUUAUAAUAUGUUGUUUGGGAAGCUAGGUUUGAAAUGUUUGUUCGAAGAUUAUUUUGAAGAAGCUAGACAUUUUAAUACUAUUUUCAUGCUGAAACCAAUCGAUGAUCCUAAUGUUGAUAUGAUGGCAACCCUUUCAGGUCCAUUUAAUCAUAAACCUGAAGAGAGAAUUGCUGGAAAUGCGUCAUUUCGCUGGCAAAAUGAUGUGGAUGAUCCUCAUACAUUCAUGGACCUUUUUGUAUCAAAUUCUGAUCCUGUUUUACGGAUGAGGUCCUGCACUUACUUUCCGAGAUAUGGUUUUGGGGUAUUUGGCAUUUUGCCAUUGCUGUUAAAGAAAAGAGUAACUGCUGAAGACUACGGUGUCAUGGGAUUGAGAUAUGGAUCAGGAUGGUUAUCAGCUGGAGUCACAGUUAUGCCCUUUGCCAUUAAAGAUCAAUUGCCAAGGAGUGCAUGGCUCGUAAGCAAGUUGGGAAGGUUGACUUUUGGGGUUCAGUACGAGCCACAAUAUGGAAGUGAAGAUGAGAUGAAAUAUAAAAAUAAAUUAAACUGGAGCUGUGCCAUUGGUUAUGGAGUAGGAUCAGGCUGUCCCUUGAGUCCAUCAUUUACUUUUGGCCUUGAACUUGCCAAAAGUUCUCAGUUCAUUGCAUCGUUCUAUCAACAUGCGGUGGUCCAAAGGAGGGUGAAGAAUCCCUUUGAAGAAAGUGAAGUUGUUGGAAUAACUAAUUACAUUGACUUUGGAUUUGAAUUACAAACAAGGAUGGAUGAUGCCAAAAUAUCAAACAACAUACCUGAUUCCACCAUUCAAUUAGCUGCGUCCUGGCAAGCCAAUAAAAACUUCUUACUGAAGGGAAAGUUGGGACCUCUCAGCUCAUCACUAGCUGUGGCUGUCAAGUCAUGGUGGAAACCUUCGUUCACUUUCAGCAUUUCAGCAAAUAGGGAUCGCAUUUCUGGAACUACUGCAUAUGGAUUGGGCCUCCGCAUAGAAAAUUUAAGAGAAGCCAGCUAUCAAAGAGCCGAUCCAAAUUUCGUAAUGCUGACACCGAACAAGGAGCACCUAGCAGAGGGCACUGUUUGGAAGACUGGAAACAGGCCAAUGCUAGAGGCAGAUGUAAAUGCCGGAAAUUUUGAUCGUUUACCCAAGGAAUUGAGACCCCAAGGAAGAAUUUUGUAGAUAUUAGUUCUGCUAUUUCCACACCUCAAGUAGGGUAUUACACUCUUUUCUCUCUCUCUUUCUAUUAAAAGUCUUUUUAAGAGUUAAUCAUUUGUGAGAAGAGUAGAUGCAUUAGUGAGAUUAGAAUCCCGGAAUUCUUUGAAAAAAGACAAGGGAAACCUAGGCGAGGAAUACUUCCUGUUGCAGUUGUCUGUGGUAAUAAGAAUAGGUGAUUUUGGAACCGAUUGCCAUCUUGUUACGUAUAGAGGAGGUUCAUGUUUAUGGUUGGAGUAACCUUUUGGAACUUCUCAUUUUACUAUUGGCUUAUUCCCAAAGAGCAAGAACUCUAUUCUAAUUAGGCA
Molecule: messenger RNA, 1764 nt
Organism: Gossypium raimondii (Peruvian cotton)
Lineage: Eukaryota; Viridiplantae; Streptophyta; Magnoliopsida; Malvales; Malvaceae
Exons: 14
Coding region: 152-1423 (423 amino acids)
Source: RefSeq, a predicted model, not a curated record